AUGGGCGAUAAUUCACAAGAAAUAGUGACAUUGGAAUAUGAUUUACCAAUAGUUAUUAUUGAUGAUGAUAGUACUGUAGUCAAUGAUGAAUCUACAACCGCCCCACGUGGUGGUAAUGACAAUAGCAAUGUUAAUAGGGACAAAACAUUCAAUGCUAAAGUUGAAGAUUAUAAAAAUGAUUUGUCAUUAUCAAUGAGAGAAAAAUCAAUGAUAUCAUAUCCGUAUGCUAGUACAAUUAUUAAGGCAUUAAAACAUGAAUUAGCUGAAAAGAAAGUUGGAAUAGAUUGUAAAUUUCAUGCCUGA
This is a messenger RNA of Didymodactylos carnosus, 303 nucleotides long. Lineage: Eukaryota; Metazoa; Rotifera; Eurotatoria; Philodinida; Philodinidae. The record is from the annotation of a GenBank genome assembly.